AUGUCCUCCGAUUCCGAGUCGCCCAAUGCAGCACCUCUCUCCAAUGCCAUUCUAGAAAAGACACUGCGCGACAUCGUGCGCAAGGCUGAAGUCGAUCCCAUCACCGUCAAGAGAGUGCGCACUGCUGCCGAGGAACGCCUUGGUCUGGACGCAGGUUUCUUCAAGAGCCAUGACGAGUGGAACGAGAAAAGCAAGGAGAUAAUCGAGGAUGCAUUCGUACGCUGCAAUGCAUCAUGUAUGCUCACGAUCCAUACUAAUUGUCCAAGGACCAACCCUCUCAGAAGUCUCCUUCACCCGAACCUACUCCACCAAAGAAGGCUCCUGCCUCCAAAGCAAAGACCGCAAAGAGAACUUCCACAAGCAAACCAAAACCAGCCUCUAAGCGUCAGAAGCAUUCCGUGUCAGAAUCAGAACAUUCAGACUUCGAGUCCGAGGAAGNNAAAAGCCCAAAGCCAAGCCAGCCCAGAAGAAAUCCACAACGACUACCAAGCGUGUGAGCAAGGAGACCGUCGAGUCAGACGAGGAAGAUGUCAACGAUGA
Molecule: messenger RNA, 540 nt
Organism: Aureobasidium vineae
Lineage: Eukaryota; Fungi; Ascomycota; Dothideomycetes; Dothideales; Saccotheciaceae
Source: the annotation of a GenBank genome assembly